UAAGACAAAGCACGGUGCCGUCCCGGCAGGCGCAGGCGCCAUGGAACUGCUAUCCUGUGUCCUGCUGUGGAAACUGGUGCUUCUUCAGAGCUCUGCAGUCCUAUCCUCAGGGCCUUCAGGAACCGCAGCAGCCAGCAACUCUCUGGUGUCUGAGUCUGCGGUGAGCUUGGCAGCCGGAACCCAGGCGGUGCUACGCUGCCAGAGCCCGCGCAUGGUGUGGACCCAAGACCGGCUGCAUGAUCGCCAGCGCGUGGUCCACUGGGAUCUCAGCGAUGGCCCAGGCAGCCAACGGCGCCGACUUGUGGAUAUGUACUCGGCGGGUGAACAGCGUGUGUACGAGCCGCGCGAUCGCGACCGCCUCCUGCUGUCGCCUUCUGCCUUCCACGACGGCAACUUCUCGCUGCUCAUCCGCGCUGUGGAGAGAGGCGACGAAGGGGUGUACACCUGCAAUCUUCACCAUCACUACUGCCACCUAGAUGAGAGCCUGGCUGUGCGCCUCGAGGUCACAGAUGAUCCCCUAUUAAGUCGCGCAUACUGGGACGGUGAGAAGGAAGUGUUGGUGGUGGCCCAUGGCGCGCCGGCACUGAUGACUUGCGUGAACCGUGCGCACGUGUGGACUGACCACCACUUAGAGGAGGCGCAGCAGGUGGUCCAUUGGGACCGACAGCUACCUGGGGUGUCACAUGACCGCGCUGACCGCUUGCUUGACCUGUAUGCAUCUGGCGAGCGCCGCGCCUAUGGUCCGCCCUUCCUGCGUGAUCGUGUGUCAGUGAACACCAACGCUUUUGCACGCGGUGACUUCUCCUUACACAUAGAUGAGCUGGAGCCAGCUGAUGAGGGCAUCUAUUCCUGCCACCUGCACCACCACUACUGUGGCCUCCACGAGCGCCGAGUCUUCCAUCUACAGGUCACGGAGCCUGCCUUUGAGCCACCAGCUCGUGCUUCUCCUGGCAAUGGGUCUGGUCACAACAGUGCUCCUAGCCCAGAUCCCACCCUGGCCCGAGGCCACAGCAUCAUCAAUGUCAUUGUCCCAGAGGACCACUCACAUUUCUUCCAGCAACUGGGUUAUGUGCUGGCCACCCUACUGCUCUUCAUCUUGCUGCUCAUCACUGUAGUCCUGGCUACACGCCAUCGUCACAGUAGAGGAUGCAAGACCUCAGACAAAAAAGCUGGGAAAUCAAAGAGGAAGGAUGUGAACAUGGUGGAGUUUGCUGUAGCCACAAGGGACCAGGCUCCAUAUAGGACUGAGGAUAUCCAGCUAGAUUACAAAAACAACAUCCUGAAGGAGAGGGCUGAGCUGGCCCACAGUCCCCUCCCUGCCAAGGAUGUGGACCUGGAUAAAGAGUUCAGGAAGGAGUACUGCAAAUAAAUGGACCCUGAGCUUCUGGCUGGGCCAGCAGCUCUGUAUCAAAGGACAUCUCCCUGACCCUCCUGCGGUAUUCCUGGCUCUUCUCAGCGGCUGGUCCGACUUACCUAGAAUCUUGGCUUAAACUUGGCAGAGCAGUUGCCUGUACUUUGCUCUUCCUAGAAUCAUCACCCUCAUCUUGGUGAGCAACUGUGGGUUCCCUAGGGACUCUGGUAUAGUAUCAUUGAUGCCCUUCAAUCACCUACUUGUACCUACUGGUGGCUGUAUCCCCAACUUCAACACAACAAAGGUACACCAAAGAUCUACCUUGUUAAUAUCCACCAAAUACAAAGUCCCUCAUGGCCUCUUACUGCUAGGGUUAGGAAAACACUUAAGGAUUCUAGUUAAGACUCCUAAGGCUGGAGAGAUGGCUCAGCAGUUAAGAGCACUGACUGCUCUUCCAGAGGUCCUGAGUUAAAUUCCCAGCAACCACGUUGUGGCUCACAACCGUCUGUAAUGGGAUUCGAUGCACUCUUCUAGUGUGUGUCUGAAGACAGCUGCAAUGUACGCAUAUAAAUAAAAAUAAAUAAAUCUUUAAGACUCCUAGCCGCCAGUUGAACACAUUAGCCAUUGUCCUGGGGGUCUUCCUGAAUCACACUAUGUCUGUGCAUUUGCUCAAAGCCCUGCUGUCAUAUGUUCUGACUCAUGGGCCCUCCUUGCUGCUUUGGGCAACUUGGGGCUGGUCCAUGGCCCUUUCUCUGCUUCUGAUUCCUUUCUGCUGAAUGCCUUCUGAGAGCUGUACCAGCAGUUACUCGGUACCAUGUGACUCUUGGCCUUGACAUCCCUCCCUAGGCUGGAGUCUGGGAUUGGGGCCCCAUUUGUCCUCUGUUUUGGCUGAAGAUGGGGUGAAGAGGGUUCUGAGGGGCCUGUGCUGUCACAUCAAACAGCUAUUAUUUGCUCCUACUGGGGAAGUUUUCAUGUGAUAAUAAAAGAUACAUCUGAUUUUUAGUCUUGGA
Grammomys surdaster is the source of this 2361-nucleotide messenger RNA. RefSeq names its product matrix remodeling associated 8 (gene Mxra8). Gene Ontology annotation, cellular component: cell surface; membrane. Bases 41 to 1369 code for a protein of 442 amino acids. NCBI's taxonomy places the organism in Eukaryota, Metazoa, Chordata, Mammalia, Rodentia, Muridae. Gene Ontology annotation, biological process: establishment of glial blood-brain barrier; cell adhesion. The transcript has 10 exons. The record is from RefSeq and is a predicted model, not a curated record.